AUGUCUGGCAGGGGGCCCUCUACCAGCAGCAAGUUCGGAAAAGGAACUGAAUGUGGAACAAUAGUGCUGUUACAGCCCCAAGGGGGUGUGCAAAGCCCCACCUACCCACAACCCUACAGCAACAACACCCUAUGCGGCUGGGUCAUCUAUGCCCCAGAGGGCCACCUAGUCAAGGAGCCCCCCUCCAGCUGUUCUCAGCUAUGGUUGUGUAAUGAUUCUGCAGUUCACCACAGACAGCACUGUGUGCACUGCUAUUUAAUGCCUCGGUGUCUUUCAUCAGCGAAAAAGAUCUCAGAGAGACGGCAUAUGAAGAUCAGGGGGAGGAAUUAGAUGAUGACAGCAAUGUUGUCUCAACACAUUUACAGGCUGGUUUGUCCUGCACACACUUGCCUUUGUCUUUUUGUUGUCUUGGCCUGUUCUCCACUACAGUGUUUUGAGGCAGGUUUCUUGUCUCAAAGGCCCUAGAACUAUGUAUGGAAUUCAAACAGAAUCAAAAAUUUGUAAAAUGAGCUAGCAUACACAUAUUGAGUUCACAAAUAACAAUGCAUGUAUCUCUGUACACAGGUUUGGGAGGGUUACUUUUGAAAUGUA
Myxocyprinus asiaticus (Chinese sucker) is the source of this 591-nucleotide messenger RNA. Its product is annotated as cubilin-like. The coding region runs from base 1 to 330 and encodes 109 amino acids. NCBI's taxonomy places the organism in Eukaryota, Metazoa, Chordata, Actinopteri, Cypriniformes, Catostomidae. The record is from RefSeq and is a predicted model, not a curated record. The transcript has 4 exons.